ACUCUCUUUCUCUCGAUUUCCUUCGCCCGCAUCCUCCCUUCUCUCUCUACACUUGCUCGACCUUUGUCCUUUUAACAAGUCCAAGGCCACCCCGUGGUAGGAGAUUUGGAUAGGACGUGUCAGUUAUGGCGGACGCUGCAACUCCAGCAGCCGUGGCGGCCACGAGCGAGAAAUCAAGACCGAUCAAUAAAUGGGCGAGGAGGAAGAGGAGGCGCAAUAACACAAAGAACGGCAGCGAGACCGCGCAGGGGACCGGCAAUGAAGCGUCUGUACAGGUUGAGGUUUCUGGUAGUACUUCUGUGGUUGCUGUUGCCGUUGAAUCGGGAGCGGAGUCAAAGGAGAAAAACACAGUCGAAUCAUCGGAGAAGAGAUCGAAUCCGCCAGAGACAACUCACCAGUCGACGCCUUCAACUGUCAGCAUCGUCGCGCCUUCUGCCGAUGAACAAUCUCAGAACCCACAGAAUCGUUUGUCGACCAAAUCGCCUGGCAAGCUCGCAGAAGCAGAUCGCGCCGUGGCAGAGAACCGCAAGACGACAGUACAGCAACAACAGAACGGCAACGCAAGCAAGCAGGUCCAACACGAGUCGAAGCCCGCUCAAUCCGAAUCCUCCGCCGAAGUACACACAAUCACAACCUUUCGGCCAAAUCACAGACAGACCUACCGGCCAGCAAUGGAUCCUCGGCAAACCGCAAUCAAGCUUGAUAGUAGCCGAACCAGCGAGCCCAUGGUUCAGAUCGUGAGUCGUCUGCUGCAAGGACCGUUUUAUGUCAAGCUUCCGGGAUCGAGGCAGUCGAAAAUCAUCAGAGGCCCGUAUCGCAAAAGACACUCGAUCAUAGUACCUACCGUUCCUCCGUUGCACGAUUUGAUUUAUGUGCGUCUUCCGUAUGCAAAGCAAAGGACAAUAAGACUUAGGCGCGAGGCUUCGAAUGGGCAGCCAAAGGCGGAAAUUGUGGCGUUUUAUGGACCGAGUCGGAUAGUUGAUGAGCACAAAAGCUCUGGUACUCAAGAUGUCGGUGCCAGCCAGUUCAGUGCCGAGGAUGCUGCUGUGCAAACCCAGUCCCACUUGCAGACACUAAACAGGCCCGAAUUAGUGAAUCAUUUGCCGAUCAAGGUAAAGUUUCCGCAGCCGGCUGGAGGCAAGUCCGACGGCAGCAACUCAGAGGAAGAAGCUGAUUUCGAUUUGACACCGACAUCGUCUUACGAUCAACUGUUUAAAGAGGACAGUCCUUCGGAGCUUCCCAAGGUCAAGUUGCCUCCCGCGUCAGUAUACGAUGGUCUUGUGGAGAAAAAUACACAGCCACCGCCGAUUGUGAACCUGCCUGCUCCACCACCUGCUGAGACUGAGAUCCAACGCACUACAUCGGAUACCACGACCGGCCCAUCUCCUAGUCCGGAGCCUCCGCAGCUGAUGCCAAUCACAAACGAAUACAGACGUACGCCAGAUGUGAUGCACCAGCCGCGGCCUACUAAGCUGAUGAAUAUGGCCGAGAUCGAGGAUCCGCUGUAUCGCAACUCGUCUGAGGGACAGCGCAGGUUUAAUCAGCGUAUGAGGGGAUACUCUAAUGGGUACCGCGGAACGCGCUAUGACUACCAGGAGAACGCCUAUAUCCCACAACAUCAGCAGCAGCAGUACUACUACACUGCUACACCUCCGGAGAAGAACAUGAUGCAGGUCCCACGGGGAUAUGCACAGUACCCUUCAGCGAUGGCAUCCCCAGCAUACGCCUCCCUUCCUAUGAUUGUUCCUCAGAUUCCAAUCGCAAUCCCAUCCCCCGUCCCCGCGACCGUGGCACAAGAAACAAACGGGAUGGUCUACUUUUACGACUCAAUGCAGUACUACCACGGAGACGCGAGCGGCGCGCCUUCUGUGCCGCUCGUGAUGGCUCCGUCGCCUGAUUAUGGCAAUGUUUACUAUUAUCAAUCUCCGCGAUAACUUCAUUUUUUCCUUUUAUAAAAUACUUAGCCGUGCUGGUUGCGCGGUCAUUCUGCAUAUUAUACAUACAUUCUUCAUGAUCUUUGCAUUUAUUCCUGUUUUAUUUGUAAUUUCAUUUCUGCUAAUUCACAUUCAAUGACUUGAUGUAUCUUAACACAGCGUCAAUUAAUAGCAUACAGUUAGUCCAGAU
Myxozyma melibiosi is the source of this 2124-nucleotide messenger RNA. RefSeq lists its product as uncharacterized. The record is from RefSeq and is a predicted model, not a curated record. Lineage: Eukaryota; Fungi; Ascomycota; Lipomycetes; Lipomycetales; Lipomycetaceae. Bases 126 to 1934 code for a protein of 602 amino acids. The transcript is spliced from 3 exons.